Molecule: messenger RNA, 1552 nt
Organism: Nicotiana tabacum (common tobacco)
Lineage: Eukaryota; Viridiplantae; Streptophyta; Magnoliopsida; Solanales; Solanaceae
Product: GDSL esterase/lipase At4g10955
Source: RefSeq, a predicted model, not a curated record
UUCCCUCAUUAAUUCCUUCGAAUCCAAUACCAUGAAAAAGCCUUGACAACACCCCAGAAAAGGCAACCAUUCCCCCACUCCUGUCUCUAUCUCUUCCUCUGAAGUUCCCCUUUUUUUUCUCUGUUGGGGUCGCACAUGUUCAGGUGAUUAACAAGAAUAAGAAGAGAAGUGAGGUAGGGUUUGCAUAUAUGGCCAAAAUUAGUGCAGAGGAGAUGAGAAAUGAAGCGGGAACUGAAGGAGAAAUAGUGAAGGAGAGUGCCACUGAGUCUCAUCCCUAUGCAUUCCAUGUAUCUGGACCUCGCAAUGUUUCUUCUCCUAAUUGGAGAGACCUUAUUAAUUCCAGUUGGAAGGAUACUAACUACAGAAGAACAGUAAUGGCCUGCUUUAUCCAAGCAGUUUACCUUAUUGAGCUUGACAGACAAGAAAAUAGGACAGAACAAAAUGCACUUGCUCCAAAAUGGUGGAUACCCUUCAAGUACAAGUUGGUUGAGACCCUAAAAGAUGAAAGAGAUGGAUCCAUAUUUGGUGCAAUAUUGGAGUGGGAUCGAUCUGCAGCUUUGGCUGAUUUUGUACUUAUCAGACCCAGUGGUGCACCUAGAGCUGUUUUGGCCUUAAGGGGAACACUUCUGAAAAGCCCAACAAUGAGAAGGGAUAUCGAGGAUGAUCUACGAUUCUUAGCCUGGGAAAGUCUGAAAGGAUCUGUGAGAUUUAAUGGAGCCCUGAAGGCGUUAAAAGCACUUGCCAACAAGUAUGGAAGCAAUAAUGUAUGUAUUGCUGGUCAUUCCCUUGGAGCUGGUUUUGCUCUUCAAGUGGGAAAAUCAUUAGCCAAAGAAGGAAUAUAUGUAGAGGCACAUUUGUUCAAUCCUCCUUCAGUUUCACUUGCUAUGAGUUUUAGAAACAUUGGAGAAAAAGCUGGCUUUGCCUGGAAAAGGCUCAAAGCAAUGCUUCCGUCAAAGUCUGAUUCUCAGAUCAGCUACGAGGAAGGCGCAACGACAUCUAUUCAGGUAGGCCUAAAGCAAUGGGUGCCACACUUGUAUAUUAACAACAGUGACUACAUAUGCUGCUCUUAUACUGAUCCAGACGGAGCGCAAAACGACCAAGCUGCUGACAAGGAGAAUGCAAAACCAACAAUUGGCCAAGCAGCAGCUAAACUUUUCUUGUCAUCGAAAGGCAAGCAGAAGUUUCUUGAGGCGCAUGGAUUGGAACAAUGGUGGUCGGAUAACUUGGAACUACAAAUGGCUAUUAGUAACAGCAAGCUUAUUAGCCAGCAGCUGAAAUCCUUGUACACUUUGCCAGCUUCUCAACUAACGCCAGGCAAGCGAUGACAGAUGAAAGUGGCUUCGCUCCCUUUGCUAAAUAACUCAUUUUCAAUGCCAAUAGUUGUUCAUAUGUCAUCAUGUUGGUAUUCAUUUCAAGUGUUCUCACAAUUUUUAUUUUUAUUUUUUUUGUUGUGAAAGAAGUGUUCUUGCGAUUUUCUUUCCCCUCUUGUAUUGAACAAUAUAUAGCUUUGAAAAUGCUCUGAAGGUGGAACCAAAUAAUCUCAAAUGUGGAA